Cuscuta campestris is the source of this 738-nucleotide messenger RNA. The record is from the annotation of a GenBank genome assembly. NCBI's taxonomy places the organism in Eukaryota, Viridiplantae, Streptophyta, Magnoliopsida, Solanales, Convolvulaceae.
CCAACUUGAUUAUUCUGAUUCUUCCCUUUCGAGCCCUGAACCCAUCUUCUUCUUAAGUCUCUUCUUAGACUUUUUCUUUUGGCUUUUGGUUAAAGGUUUAUUAUUGGACUGCUUCUUAAGAGGCUGUUCUGGCUUAUUUGGACAACAUAGCUUGAAGAAGUUUAUAAUGUCUUCUGCAUGAGGAACCUCUGAAACCCUCAAAACCAUAAUGCUUACAGAAGCACAACAACAACCACUGAAUGGGAAGGAAAAUGGGAAAGAUGAAGUGAACAACAUUGCUGGAAACAAAGGAAAAGGAAAAGAUAGUUCAGAUGGUGUGGCCCAAAACCCAAAUGAUCCAGGCCCAUCCUUUACUGCCCAUAUUGAGGAUGAUGGCUUCACACAAGUUGGAUGGGGCAAGGGCAAACUUACAACACACCCUAUCAAAGAUGGAAAGCAGAAGACUGGAUACAACAAAGGGGGAGGUCAGACUGGAGGAUAUAGAGGUGGGCCAAACAGAGGAAGAGGAAGGGGCUAUGGCCCUUACCGUUGAUGAAGGAGUGUGCUGAUAUUUGGGUUUGACUACUCCUGUUUUGGCAUCCCUGUGUUGUAGAAGAGCUGUUACACUCUUUGAAGGGACUUGGGCAUACCUGUUUGUAAUGGUCGUUUUGACAUGAUUUCACCGCUUUGGAUGUGGCUUUGAAUCCUACUCUCUGGGCUUCCCUGUGUUGUAGAAGAGCAUAAACACUCUUUGAAGGG